Messenger RNA from Nannospalax galili (Upper Galilee mountains blind mole rat), 314 nucleotides. Its product is annotated as dedicator of cytokinesis protein 8-like. The record is from RefSeq and is a predicted model, not a curated record. Gene Ontology annotation, biological process: small GTPase-mediated signal transduction; positive regulation of GTPase activity; positive regulation of establishment of T cell polarity. Lineage: Eukaryota; Metazoa; Chordata; Mammalia; Rodentia; Spalacidae. Gene Ontology annotation, cellular component: cell leading edge. The annotation marks the transcript as partial. The transcript has 2 exons. Gene Ontology annotation, molecular function: guanyl-nucleotide exchange factor activity.
GCCCUAUAAGCAGUACAACAUGCUGAACGCAGAUACCACCCGCAACCUCAUGAUCUGCUUCCUCUGGAUCAUGAAAAAUGCCGAUCAGAGCCUCAUUAGGAAGUGGAUUGCUGACCUACCUUCCAUGCAACUGAACAGGAUUCUAGACCUGCUUUUCAUCUGUGUCUCCUGUUUCGAGUACAAGGGAAAGCAGAGUUCUGACAAAGUCAGUAACCAAGUGCUGCAGAAGUCGAGGGAUGUCAAAGCCAGACUGGAAGAGGCCCUGCUCCGUGGAGAAGGGGCCCGAGGGGAGAUGAUGCGCCGUCGUACUCCAG